GUCACUUCCGGCCAAGGACGUCCGGCAGCAGGAAAGGGUUAAGUUUAAAUUGGCGGUCGCUGCGCGGAGUCGGUAGGGGAGAAGAUCUGGCGAUGGACACAGAGGAGAUCGUUGGGGCAGGGGCGCUGGCGGCUGAGGCGUCUCAUGUGGAGCUGGUGGGAGAACCUGAUCCAGAGCUGGCAGCCACGAUGGGCUUCUCAGGCUUUGGAAAGAAAGCUCGAACGUUUGACUUGGAAGCAAUGUUUGAACAAACUCGAAGAACUGCAGUGGAAAGAAGUAAAAAGAUGCUGGAAGCCCGUGCAAGAGAAGAGGAAGCCCAGAAAGAAAAAGAACUGAGAAGCCAACAUGAAGAUAUUGAUUCAACAACUUCAGGCUCAAGUGUGAUGGGAGCUUGCUCUGCAUCAACUUGCAGAGAGGCAGAAAGUAGUGAAAGUGAAGAUGGGUCAAAUGAAGAAUUAAUUGGUCCUCCUUUGCCAUGCCAAACUUCCAUUCAAGGACCAGCAGAGGAGGAGGAGGAGGAGGAUGAAUUUAUUGGGCCACCACUUCCACCAGGUUAUAAGGACAGUGAUGAUGAUGACGACGACGACAUGCAAGAGGAAGAUAAUAACCCUAUCAAGAAAAUUCCAGACUCUCAUGAAAUUACACUCCAGCACGGGACCAAAACUGUAUCUGCUUUGGGUUUGGAUCCUUCAGGUGCCCGUUUGGUAACUGGAGGGUAUGACUAUGAUGUUCGGCUUUGGGACUUCGCUGGAAUGGAUGCAUCUCUUCAAGCUUUUCGAUCACUUCAGCCUUGUGAAUGUCACCAAAUCAAAUCUUUACAGUAUAGCAGCACGGGAGAUGUCAUUCUUGUUGUGUCUGGUAACUCUCAAGCUAAAGUUCUUGACAGAGAUGGCUUUCCAGUAAUGGAAUGUGUUAAAGGAGACCAGUACAUUGUGGACAUGGCAAACACCAAGGGUCAUACAGCAAUGCUUAAUACAGGCUGUUGGCAUCCCAAAAUAAAAGAAGAAUUUUUGACUUGUUCCAAUGAUGGGACUGUGAGGACAUGGGAUGUUAACAAUGACAAAAAGCACAAAGGUGUGUUUAAACCACGGUCAGUUCAAGGUAAACGGGUGAUUCCUACAACUUGCACAUAUAGCAGAGAUGGUAAACUUAUUGCAGCUGGCUGCCAAGAUGGCUCCAUCCAGAUCUGGGACAGGAAUAUGAAUGUUCAUACAAAGUUCCACUGCAGGCAGGCACAUGCUCCUGGCACAGAAACUUCAUGCUUGACGUUUUCCUAUGAUGGUACUGUCCUUGCUAGUCGAGGAGGAGAUGAUACAUUAAAAACAUGGGAUAUCAGGCAAUUUAAAAAACCUAUUAACUCAGUUGAAGGUCUGUCCAGCUUCUUCCCAAUGACAGAUUGCUGUUUCAGCCCAGAUGAUAAGUUAAUUGUCACGGGCACCUCUAUUAAGAAAGGAGGUGGCAAUGGGAAGCUUAUUUUCUUUGAACGGGAGACGUUCCAGAAAGUGUAUGAAAUAGAAGUCACAGAUGCUAGUGUUGUGCGUUGUCUUUGGCAUCCCAAGCUAAACCAGAUCAUGGUUGGUACAGGAAAUGGAUUGGCUAAAGUAUAUUAUGAUCCAGUCAAAAGCCAGAGGGGAGCAAAACUAUGUGUGGUUAAAACAAAACGAAAAGCCAGACAGGCAGAGACUCUUACACAGGAUUACAUUAUAACACCUCAUGCCCUUCCAAUGUUUCGUGAACCACGGCAACGAAGUACCAGGAAACAGUUGGAAAAGGAUAGGCUGGAUCCCCUGAAAUCUCACAAACCAGAACCUCCAGUAGCAGGACCAGGUCGUGGGGGCCGUGUUGGAACUCAUGGAGGUACAUUGUCAUCAUACAUAGUCAAGAAUAUUGCAUUGGAUAAGACUGAUGAUAGCAACCCCCGAGAGGCCAUUUUACGACAUGCAAAGGAAGCUGAGGAUAACCCCUACUGGGUUGCUCCAGCCUAUUCUAAGACUCAACCAAAAGCAGUUUUUGCAGAAGUGGAAUCAGAGGAAGAUGAAACAGACAAUAAGCCAGAGUGGAAAAAACGUAAAAUAUGAAGAACUUGAUUUGGGGAAGGUGACUGUGGAUUCAAAACAAAGUGAAGAGUUUUUUCAUUAUGCAAUAAAAGGUUGAAUUCUUUACAAACAGAAAUUCUUUUAAUGCAUUGCACAGUUUGGAACAAGCCGACAGAAGAUGAUUGUUGCAUUACAGUUGACUAGAAUUGUUGAUCUGCCUUUUGUAAUAAGGAGUUAAUUAUAUUAUGCAGAAAUCUUAUGUCAUUUUCUUAACUUUUGAUUUAUAAAAAAAGUAUUUGUUUGUAAUUUUUAACCAGAAUACAUCUUCGAUGAUUAAUGAGAAAGCAACAUUUUACUGUAAUAUUCCAUCUGAGGAUUUUAAGUAAGAACAUAAAAACUGGAGUUUUUCGGGCUUCUUUUAUUUAUUCCAAUAACAUCUAUCAAGCUGUGUAAAAAGGUCAUGGUUUCACAUUUUUUAGGAAUAUCAAUUUAGGAUAAUUCUUCAGCAUCAGGUUUGUUUAGCUGGUGUGCUAGUUUCGUAAAACAUCAAAUAUUUUCUAGUAUUUAUGGCUUAUCUGAAAUAAGUUCUUUUGAAUUGUACAGUAUCUCACAUUACUGGUAAAGAUUUUAUUUUAUAAGCCAUAUGGAGUAAGAAUGUACAAUUCUGUAUAUUUAUCUUAAUUAAAACAUUGUACACUUGUUACUUUUCUUUUUCUAAUUUUGUAUGGUUAUUCAAAGUUAAAUAGAUUUUGUGCAGGCCUCUUAAUUCUAUUGUUGUGUAUUCGUAACUAAUAACACUUGAUAAUGCAUGUUUGUUAGUCAAUAUACAGAUAGACUUGGGCUUGCUGAGGUGUAUAGCUGAACUGUGCAUAUAUUGGCUGACAAAGUUAAUUUCUAAAGUGUGAUGUGACCUUUAUAAAACGGUGGUAUUUACCACCAAGUUGCUAUGGUAAAUAUUGCUAAGUGAAAGAGCGAGAGAUUUAAAAAAACAAAAACAAACCAACCUCCUUAAGGCAAAUAAAGAGGAAGCCAGAUCACUUGUGGGCUUGUAUAGUUUAGUUUAGAUACCGCAGUGAUGACCCUGAAAUGUACUAAGCACCCUCCAUCCCCAGUGAUAUCAUUGAGAGUGGAGGGUACUCAGCAUCUUGUAGGAUUGAGUUCUGUAAGUGAUGACUGGAAUGGGGUUAAGAAGGACUUUCGUCUACCUGACUGAGCCAAGAUUCAGCAAAUAAAUUAAGCACAUUUAAUUUUAAGAACAUAGUUAUAUCUUAUUGAAAUCAAUGGCGUUUAGACACUUGCUUCAGUGUUUUGCUGAAUAAGAACCUAAUUUAAAUAUGUUUUUCCCCCUUUUCUCUUUGCUGUUUUCCUUCCAUGUCUUGUCUUUCCUUUUCCCAUCACCUGCAACUUUGCGGCCAGCAGGCCAGUUCCCAGAGGGUUUCCUGAAUAUUGGCCUGAGAUGCUAACAUCAGAACAUCUCCACUGCUGCUGCCAGAACUUAGCCCUUUGAUACUGAUAUGGUUAUACUAUGGCAUUAGUGAGGAUAAACCACCACUUGCCAUUUAUACCAAAAAAGGAAAGCAUAACUUAUUUAAAAUAAUAAAUUAAUGGUUUGCCAUAUUUUCUGCUACCAUGAAAUAAUGUCAGUAUCAAAGGCACUAAGCUGCUAGUUCAAUAGUGACUGCUUGCCCAAAAAGUAUAGAUAUGGAAAGGAGGGGAAGAAAGAGAAAGAAGGGAGCCGGUGAGCGUAGCAGAGAGUCAAGGGAUGAACUCAGACAAACCUCACUCUUAAUUAACAAGAUCUAUCGAAGUGCUCGCAACAGUGUCCACAUCGGUGAAUAAUAUCAAUCUUUACAAGUUAGUGAAAUAUAAAUUAAAACAUUUUAUUAAUAUGAUUGUCAUUCCUAUUAAUAGAUGAUCUAGGAUUCAGCUAGUCCUCCUGAUUUUAUAACUUUGAACUCAUGGCAACCUGUUGCUUUUAAAAACACUGGAAGUUCUUUACUGUGCCAGCAUGGAUUACUAGAAUGCAGAGAGCUAGAAAGGAAAGACAUGAUUAAAAAAAUGCUGCAACUGAUGUUCUCUGAUCAUGCAAGCAUAAGGAAUAAUUAAAGCAAAGUCUCCUCCUUUUACAUUAUUCCAUCAGGUUAGUAGCCCAUAUAAUAUCUUAAUAAAUUAAAAUUAUGUUUAUUUUUUCAGAUGUUGCUUGAUAUUAAGAUUUUUAAUUAUUUUAUUAAAAUGUAAAUGUACCCUCCAGUA
Molecule: messenger RNA, 4289 nt
Organism: Gopherus flavomarginatus (Mexican gopher tortoise)
Lineage: Eukaryota; Metazoa; Chordata; Testudines; Testudinidae
Gene: WDR70
Product: WD repeat domain 70
Exons: 18
Coding region: 93-2078 (661 amino acids)
Biological process (GO): regulation of DNA double-strand break processing
Cellular component (GO): site of double-strand break; nucleus
Molecular function (GO): protein binding
Source: RefSeq, a predicted model, not a curated record